GGCCCGCGGCGUGAGCACCCGACACACCUCGGGGGAUGUGGUGGAACGAGCCGCAGGAAGAUUGUGCCGAGCUUGGUUGGACUCCUGCAUGUCAGAUCUGUGUGACACGGUGAUGGAUCACACUGCCAGAACUGAAGGGACACGUUAUGGGAAACCGCCUGGGGAGUAUAACAAUUCCUCUGUCGUUGCGGUAUAUUUCUGCUGCUACCAUGAUAAGGCAGGGCUCAGAUAGAAAGAGAAAUAAAAGUGUGUCUUAUUUCUGGCCGUAUAAACGGUUGGGACUAGAAGAGGCAGCAUGGGAGCUCCCUAGAUGGAAGGAAUGUAAAGAUUUACAGAAAGCAGAAAAGUUACAAAACCUUUACGAAUACUUAUUAUAACCUUUUUCUACAGCCUCCAUGCAUAAACUGUUAGGAGCAGAUUUGUCCAGUUUUGGGCAAAAUUGUCUGUAAUGGCUUUGCUUCUAACCUCAGGCUCUUUCUCAGGCACUGAAUGGCCUUUCUUCCACCAGUGGCUCCUGUGGUGGCACCUACUAAGUUUUCUCCUGGUUCCCAGCUGAAACACCAGAAGAACAACUUUCAGCAUGGAUUCAUACUUGACAAAGAGGAGAGUUUAAAAGAUCUCUAUGCACGAAAGAACCAAAGAUAUUCCUGUUCUAUGUCUGUAGAAAGCACUCAGGACAAGCCCAGGCGUGGAGGCUUCUGGUCAGGUGGACUAGAGAGCAAGUAUCUCAUCAGCCAGGCCUGUACUCUGUCAGCUAAAUCAUUAGGCCGACAUAAAGAAGGAGUGGACCGUGCAUAUCCCCUGCAACCAAUUUCUCACCAGAAGAGGGCAAGAGCUCCAUUGCUCAACACUGGAAGUUCCCCAUACACGAAGGAAGCUCCAAAUAGUAGAUCAAGCUCAAUAAGCAAAGGGAUGGUUCCAGCAGGGAGGUCUCAAAUAGCUGCAGUGCUCUGCCCCUGGACAGGAGAGCCAGAACCAUCAGCUCCCCAUCUAUGCAGGAGGGAGCUGGCAUACAUCCUAAAGCUGGAGGCAGAUAGAAGGAACAUAGAAGAGGCAAUUCAAAAGAAAAAGGCCCUUCUUGGAGAGAAGCUAAAGAGGACAGAGGAGACACUUAGGAGGAUUCAAAGAGAGAAGGAGCUUAUGAAGGUAGAGGAGAGAAGAGAAAGUGAAGUGGAGAGGACCCAUGAGCAAAAGGCCACAAGGCACCCUGAAGAGAAAAUUUUCAGAGCUGCAGACAGGCCAGGUGUUGGGAUCUUCAGUGGGCCACACUCUGCAGAGAACACUAUUCCCAAGCCUGGCACCACUCCCCACCCCCAAGAGCUGGCUGUGGAGAAACUCAAGGAGUGGUUGGUGGCUGCAAAAUACAACAAAACAAACAACAGCAAAAUACAAGACAACAUAACCAUGGAGCAUUUAGCUUCUCAUUCAAAACUGGCCCCAAAGCAUAGCCUUUCUCUCUCUGGGCUCUCAGGCCCAGAUUCUGUUGACCACCCAUCUGCAGAGAUGCUACACGCACAGGCCUCCAGUGCUGCAGAGCAGGAGGGGUUUGGACAGUGCAGCUUCUGCAAACGUAAGUUUCUCUGCAUGAGGCUUGAGAAACACAUGAGUAUCUGUGGCAAGAACCAAGACUCCAAGAGGAAAGUGUUUGACUCCAGAAAGGCCAGAGCUAGGGGAACAGAACUGGAACAGUAUCAGCAGCGGAAGAUCUCAAGGAGUCCUCAGAGUAAAACACCACCCAGAAAGAACAACUGGAAACAGAAGCACGAGGCUCUCAUCCACAUCAUGUCGCAGGCCCGCCAGGUGCAGCAAACCCUUGCGAAGGGGAGGAAGGUGUCUGACCUGCCCCCACUGCCUCCCAUCGAAAAUCCAGACUAUGUUGCCUGCACCUACUGCGGACGCAAGUUUGCUCCCCAGGUAGCUGAGAGACAUAUUCCCAAAUGCAAAAACAUAAAGAACAGGCCCCCACCUCCACCACAGAGGAGGCGCUGAUGAGGCAGUACCCAACUGUGACUGCCUGCCUGGGUUUUGCCAGAUGCCCAGCUAUAGACAUUUGUGUUUUCUCUAGUCUCAACAUUGGCUGCAAGCUUGUAUGUACAGCAAGUGAACAGCUCAGGAUGAAUAAGCUGAAUAAUGGAGCUUGUAUACUUUGACUUGCACCCUAGGUUGCCCCACAAAAUAUGCCCCUUUCCCCAGCAUAAGAAGCUCAGGAUCAGCACUUCCAGGGGUUAGAAAAGCUGGCAAUAAAAGGCACCUUCUGUUUGAAUCCCUAUGCCAAUUCAUGUGCAUAGAACAACAAGGAUACUCUGCAAUCAGUCAGGCCCUCGAGGCAACAGAACAACCACUGCAAUCAGAUUUAAUAUUUUAAAAAAUGGAGUUUUCUUGCAGGCCAAGUUGCUAGGAACCCCUAAAAAACAAAGCUUGCACCCUUCCUUAAGUCAUCUGCUUAUAUUCAUCUUGGUUGCGGCAAGGGUAGGGAAUUAUGACAAAAACAUAUCCCUUCUUUUGUUUUCUUCUCAAGAUGUUAUUUUUCUAGACUCUGAUUAUUAAAUAUAUUAAACUAGUUCUCUUGUGUAAAAGUUAUUUUAAAUAACUUAACACAGAGUGGUCUGUGUUUAAAUACCAGUCUCGGACUGGUCUCUGUACUCACAGUAAGAAUGACUACUUUGUAUGAGAAAGUUGCAACAAGAAGUGAACAAGGAAUAAAAGAACGUCAGCAGCUCCUUUUACAAGUCCUCUGGUAGCAAAAGCAGCAGCUCAUGGGAACCUAGGGAAAGAUCUAAACCAACUAAAUUAACCUGGAAUAGUCAGAAGCUGAAUAUGAAGAAAUACUCCAGCUUUCAAUGAGUGAACCUGACUCCUGAAAGAGAUUGAAGAACUUCCAUAGAUAUGUCCUAUAGAUACAUGAGCAGAAAUCUCAACCCCUUGGCACAUCCUGGAAAAGCAUGAAGGUCCCAGAAAGGAUCAUUGCUGCACUGUGCCAGCCAACAAUGCAUGUACAAACCUGAAAGAAAAAGCAGACUCAAAAGAAGGGAAAAUAAUUUACUGCAUUCAAACUGAUCGGAGAAACAAAAGCAAUGC
Hirundo rustica (Barn swallow) is the source of this 3078-nucleotide messenger RNA. It is a transcript of the gene ZC2HC1C, whose product is annotated as zinc finger C2HC-type containing 1C. NCBI's taxonomy places the organism in Eukaryota, Metazoa, Chordata, Aves, Passeriformes, Hirundinidae. The coding region runs from base 490 to 1989 and encodes 499 amino acids. The record is from RefSeq and is a predicted model, not a curated record. The transcript has 2 exons.